UGAAAAACAGAAGAACAAAAAAAGGGAAAAAUAAAAAAGCGAAACCCUCAAAAUCGCCCAAAACCUAAAACCCCCGAUACACGAAAUCGAAAUGGAUGAUGAAGUAGAGAAAGAGGGAAAGAGAAAAAAGGCGACGAUGGAGGGUGUUGCGUCACUAGCACUUUUGCCCAACGGCUCUAUUUCCGGCCACUUUAUUCAUCUUCCCCACUCCAUUUGCUAUGGCCUCCAUGGAACUGAGCUCGAGUGUGAGAGGGAGUGCAGCCAUGGCGAAGACUACCGGUUGAUCAAGCUCAGUAUAACAGAUUAUAACAGUAAGAAAGAAAGAAACGUUGUGGUCGAGUGCAGAGGGCACGAUGCUGCCAAGAUAUGUAACACUGAUCAUGCCCACGGGUGGCAAAAGGAUGUAGUCGGUAUGGUUGAAGAGAAGAAGCAUGAGAAAUGCAAGGUUUCGGUUACGUUCGAAUGUGAAACGUUGAAAUCUGAUAAAGCAGCCGAGGACCAUCUCAGCAAAUUCAUGCCCAAGUUAGUCGGCAUGGAUGCUGUCGUUAAUAUUGGCCCCAUGACUAUCACUGGGUUGGAUUUUGAUGCAGAAACCGAACACGAGUGCACCGAGCAGAACGAUUGACAGCAAAAACCCGAUUUCUGGUUUCUGUUUGAAUGUUACAUGUAUGUAUACAUAUGAUCAUUUAUUCAUUUAUGAUUAUUACGAGACGUAUAAUCGAUAGUACUUUUUGAAC
Molecule: messenger RNA, 737 nt
Organism: Erythranthe guttata (spotted monkey flower)
Lineage: Eukaryota; Viridiplantae; Streptophyta; Magnoliopsida; Lamiales; Phrymaceae
Source: RefSeq, a predicted model, not a curated record